This is a messenger RNA of Nematocida homosporus, 336 nucleotides long. RefSeq names its product small subunit ribosomal protein S26e. Gene Ontology annotation, molecular function: mRNA binding; structural constituent of ribosome. The transcript has a single exon. Gene Ontology annotation, biological process: translation. The coding region runs from base 1 to 336 and encodes 111 amino acids. NCBI's taxonomy places the organism in Eukaryota, Fungi, Microsporidia. The record is from RefSeq and is a predicted model, not a curated record. Gene Ontology annotation, cellular component: ribosome; cytosolic small ribosomal subunit.
AUGACUCAGAAGCGUAGAAAUCAUGGUAGAGCUAAAAAGAACCGUGGCCACACUCGAGCGAUUAGAUGUGAAAAUUGCUUUAGAUGCUGUCCUAAAGAUAAAGCAAUCAAACGUUUCCAUAUAAGGAAUAUUAUUGAUACUGCAUCUCUUGAUGACGUCAAACAAGCUUCAGUUUAUGAAGACUUUGAAGUUCCAAAGUUCUACUACAAGUUGGAGUAUUGUAUCUCUUGUGCGGUUCACCAACGUAUUGUGCGAUCGCGUUCAGCUGAGGACCGGAAGGACCGAAGUAAUCCGUUCACGAAGAAGAGGCAGCAGUUGUUGAAUGCAACUGCCUAA